AUGGACCUCUCCAAGCUAGCGCAGCCCAUCCCCAAACAGGAUGCGCCACCCGGCCCUUUUGAGGCCGACGGCCUGGCCCAAUUGGCGCGCAAAUUGGACUCCGUGCCGCUGCCGUCGCCAUCCGCCGUUCCUGUCAACGGCCCCGGCGGCGAGGCGCCUUCCACAAGGCCAGAAUACAGAACGAUGUCCGACGCCGCGCGUGCAGCCAUGUACCCGGCUGCCGGCGGUGUGAACCCGAAAUCGAAGGCCGUUGCGCCGGUGAAGAAGGCGCCAGGGAAGCUUAUUGGCAAACUCCCUUCCGCCCUGGCCCAGGCUGCGCGUGCGACGCUCGCCGGCCGUGCCGAAAGCCUCAGCAUGAGUGCCUCCCUCCUCACGGCGUCGGCGCUGCUGGCGCCAAUUCCGGACAAGCUGUACGAUGACGACAUUCCCUCGCCUCCAGUGUCUGGUCGCACGAACUCCAACGGGGGCCGCAGCGCCAAACCUGAUGUCGCUGCCGACGCCGCGGCCCGCCGCAAGGCCGAGGCGCACGCUCCGCCGCCAACCUCGCCGAUGAAAACGCGAGGUUCCACGCGCAAUACCCGCCAGUCGAGGCGUGCAGAGUCCAAAUCUUCGCGUUCCUCGCGUACCGCUGCCAGGCAGCCGUCACCGGUCACGACUGUCGAGAACUGGGCCCAAUGUGAAAAAUGUAAAAAAUGGCGAAGGUUGCCGCUCUCAGUGGAUACCGAGAAGCUGCCCGACUUUUGGGUCUGUUCGUUGAACGUUUGGGACCCCGCUCACAAUUCGUGCUCGGUGCCUGAAGAGACCUUCCCCGAUCUCAAGCACCACUCCCAACCCGCGACCACCCCCAAGGCGAAGGUGCAUGCCUCCACGGGCAAGAAGGUCACGCUCCCAGUUCGCCCCGUCGAACCAAGGCCCACAUCCAGGGGGUUCAAUGACCGCCUCAUGGACCAUGAGGUGCUGGAGCUGCUGUUCGAAAAGAGGAGCGACCACCCGUUGCACAAGCGGCUGACAGUCCACUCACUGGGCGCAAACAGCCUGCUAGCGACGGAGCUGCCGCACAACGUGCUCCUUAUUGACGAGUUGCCGACGGCGGCCGCCCUCAGCGUCGCCAACGACACGUCACGGCCGCCCAGCAAACUGCUCCAUCCCGCGGAGGAACUUGUCAAGGACGACAACGUCCCGCGCGAUGACGGCACGGUCUCCAUCGGCUUGGCCAGGAAGACCGAGUGGCCCACAGGGGACAACGACGCGUCGACCAUCGACACCGUGGAGGAAAUCGACCCUGGUGCGGAGCCGCCUCGGUCGCUGUUGGCCGCGAUGUUCCCGAAGCUGGCUCUGCAGGUGCCCAAAUUUGGCAAAUUCCCGCCAGUUAAACGCGAAGAGCUGAUCAGAUUCGAGAAGUCGUACAAUCCUGACGAACAUAGGCCGGCCACGUCCACCUCCAGAUCGUCUGGACGUGCACCGCCUGCUGUUGCCAAUGCUGAAGUCAAAACGCCGAACGUUGUCAGAUCCGGCAGAAGGUCGGUUAGUGUAAUGAAUGCAGCUAUUAAAACGCCUGGCGCCAGCCCCAUCGAUGGCAAGACGCCAGUUACGAAAGCGACCAGUGCAACGGCGUCAACCGGUAAGUCGCCGCGCGCCGCUCAUUCCGGAACGAAGAGCGCAAGCGCGUCUGCCUCCAGAGCCUCGAACGCAGUCGCUUCCGAGGCGGCAAGUGCCGAACACAAGGGAGCAGCCCUCUCAUCCGUGAGCCGUGAGGACUUCAGAGGCCUACUGUCUGUGUUCGUUAACCGUAAGAACAAGCAGCCGAACGGGGUUGCCCGCAAGCACUGCCUGCUGGAGGAUAAACUGCGCGCGAGCACACUGCCUGUGGAAUCGUUCCUGCAGCCGCUGUCGCUGCUCGCAAUGCCGAUCGUCUACCCAACACCUGAGGCCCCGGCCGAACCCGCGGUGAAGCGUAGCACCCGCUACAGCGUCCGUUCCGCCGCGAUGCAGGCGUCUGGCGUUGCGACCUCAGCGCCGCCGGAGCCCGCGCCAGUGGAGACCAAACGCGAAUCCAAGCGACGCAUGACCACACGCUCUUCGCGGGUUACCGUGCCGCAGAGUGACCGGCAGUUGCGCAGACUACGUGAAGAAUACGUGCGUAACAGCACCGGGAAAUCGUAUGUGAAGAAGGCGAAGCCGUCGCCGCCGGAGCCCGAAGUGCCCGCCCCGGCCACCAGACGACCGGUCAGGCGUUCGACGAGCCGCUAUGCGCGAGGAGCAGCGACUCCAGUCGCUAAGCCGCCGGAACCGGAGCCUGUUGCGACCCAACCCACCCUAAGCAAGAAGGAGAGGAUGCUGAUGAUGGAAUUGUCAAUCCCUAUCGAGCACACCGCACCUGUUGAACGGCGUGCGGCCUCACGCGGCAGAAGCCACCGCCCUAUGUCGUCUUUCGGUGUCGACGCGUCCAAAGCAAUGGAGAUGCUGACGCAGCCGAUAGACUUUGUGCCCGAUGUCAAAAAGGCCCCCGGGGCCGCGUCUACAACGGGCAGUGUCCCCGGAGUCCAACCGCGGAUGUGCACGCUCGACGCUCCCGCUAUGCCGGCGCUCAAUCUCCAGCUAUUGUCUGAGCCGAUCCCGGAGUUCAAGCCGGAGCCUGUCGAGAUCAAUGUCGAUGUAUACAAGAACCCUAGGUUGCUCACGGAGGUGUAG
Molecule: messenger RNA, 2691 nt
Organism: Babesia bigemina
Lineage: Eukaryota; Apicomplexa; Aconoidasida; Piroplasmida; Babesiidae
Product: CW-type zinc finger family protein, putative
Exons: 1
Coding region: 1-2691 (896 amino acids)
Molecular function (GO): zinc ion binding
Source: RefSeq, a predicted model, not a curated record